AUGGGAGCCGAUGGAGGAACUAUUCCGAAGCGGUAAGUGUUUAUUCUUGCAGAGAAAUAACUGAAAAUAUCUGAAAAUAGGGCUAAAAAUCGAGAGCUGAAUAAAAACUAGAAUUGGCCGAAGAAUCGUGUUUUUGUGCACUUUUCCUGUGGAAUCGGUUACGAAGACGUUCAAAAGAUGCGUAGAGACGUGUAUUCAGUCUAAAUUUAUCAGAUAAAAAAGAGAAAUAAAUAUUCAAAACACCAUAUUAUCGAAUUUUUAUUCUUGAAUCAUUUCAGCUGCGAACUCGUCAAGAAGAAGAAGAAGCAGGAGAAACUCGACAAGCACGUGAAAAAUGCGACGAAGUGGCGCAAUUGUCAACUGACGCAGCUGCCGCUCAAGAAGCCGGUGAUUGCGUGUCGAUUCGGCAAGCUCUACAACAAGGAGGACGUCAUCAACGCAAUCCUCAACAAGACUAUCGGCAAAUCGGCGUCCGCCUCGCACAUCAAGGGUCCGCGCGACUUUGUCGAGCUGAAACUCACCGACAACAAGGACUUCAAACGAGGAAACGUCAAAGGCGACGACUACGACGACGUCAAUCAGACCGAGUUCAUUUGUCCGAUCACGAACGUGCCGAUGAACGGAAUCCACAGUUUCCUCGUCAAUUGGGCCUGCGGAUGCGUGUAUUCGGAGAAGGCGCAGCAGGAGGUCAAGUCGGAGAAUUGCCACGUGUGCGGAGGGCCGUACGACGCCACGCGCGCCGUGAUUCUGAAUCCGGAGCCCGAGCAGCUCGAACUCUAUCGUCUCAAGUGGGAGGCCGAAAAAGCGGAGAAAGCGGCGGCGAAGGCGAGCAAGAAAGCGGACGCGGCGGCUUCUGCUUCCGAUUCUGGAGCCGGACCAUCGACGUCGGCGGCGGCAACCAUCAAACAUGGUCAGUUUCAUAGGUGUUUUGAGUUUUUACCCGGACUGUAACAGGUUGCCAAGUUGCUUCAACUGUCUAGUUUACUUUUAUGGGUCAUUUUCGUUCAGUUUCCACUCAUUCGAACCCACUUGACUAUCUGAUACGAGCACUAGAAUCACUAACGCCUUUUUUGCAGGAGAAAAGAAGAAAUUGGAGAUUGCGAAGCUCUCCGGCUCGACGACGGACAAAAAGGCCGAGAAACGGAAGGCGCCGGUCGAUAUCCAGUCGGAUCCGACCAAAUCCGACACGUACAAGAAGCUGUUCACCACGUGCGAAGCGGCGAAAAAUAAGACCGAAGGCCAUUGGGUCACCUAUAAUCCACUUUAUUACUGA
Molecule: messenger RNA, 1273 nt
Organism: Caenorhabditis sp. 36 PRJEB53466
Lineage: Eukaryota; Metazoa; Nematoda; Chromadorea; Rhabditida; Rhabditidae
Source: the annotation of a GenBank genome assembly